CGCAUUUUGGUUGAAGCGCCGAUAAGAUGCUAACGCCGCUGAGCAGCAACGGCCUCGAGUCCUGUGCGGCCUGCCUUAGCGUACUCAAUCCAAGCAAAUGCCUCUGCAUGCUUGAAUAAAGCACCCCGGAGUCCAGCUGUGUGAAGCGUCCGCUGCAAACAAUGUUGGCGCUCAACAGCUACGGCCUAGCGGCUGCAUCGCGUUCCGGCGUUGGAAGCAAUAACGCCGCUGACCGUGUGAUCCUCCCUCGCCUGUGCGGCGGCGGCCUGCCUGCUGUGCGCGAGAUCCGCUCGCUGACCAAGCUGGUCAUCUUGCCACGUCCCGAGCAUCCUUUAUAUCGCACCACAUCAGGCUAUGACUAUGGGCGCUACAUGGACUUCAAGGACGCAGCGCUCAGCUGUCCCAAACACGCUCGACCUGCAGGCUUUACAAAGGAAUUCAUUGCCGGUAACUACAUAGACAACAGUCUGUUAUCACUGGUGAAUAGCAAGCGACGCGCUGAGCUCUGGCAGCAGAAGAUGGAGGUGCGUACCUCUCGGAUGCGCGUCAAAUACGCCGAGCUGCAGCAAAUACUGGAGAAGAAGAAGAAACUGCGUCGCAUUGAGCGGGAGAAGCGGAGGCGCGAGAUGGAGAUCCUUCGAUUGGCGGUGGUGCAGCUCCAGGCUAGAAUGCGAGGAUACCUGACCCGAUGCACGCUUGCGCAGCAGAAGCUUCAACGGGAUACAGCGGCGGCUUUGUGCAUCCAGCAAGCGAGUCGAGCACGCGCACGUGUACGUGUUGCCAAGCAGAUAUUGGAGGCUAAACGACGCGAAAGACAGGAGGUGUUUGCGGUCAAGAUCCAGCGCAUAUGCCGCAACUUCAUCCUGCGUCGACAUGCUACGCGCCAGCUAAGAAAGUUGCGAGAGGCCAAGCGGCAGAAAGAUAUCGAGUUGGAGCUUGAAGCUCAACGCCAACGCACUGGUGCUGCGAAGCAUAUUCAACGUCUAGCGCGAGGCCACCUCGCUCGGAGAGACCUACAACGUCGGUCUUCGACUGCGUCAAGUGUGGUAUAUGACAAGGACGACAAGGACUCGCUGCUCGCUAUCACUGGACGCAUGCGCAGUCGUGGAGCCCGUCGCGUUAUUGCGCAGAUGCAGCAAGUACGGCGGAAGCACACCAAAGCUUCUGUCCGCAUCGCUAGUCCUCCAUCCAAAUGAUCGGUAAUAAACUACGAACACUUAUCAACUCAAAUUCUAUGCAGUAAAGCAUC
Molecule: messenger RNA, 1249 nt
Organism: Phytophthora nicotianae INRA-310
Lineage: Eukaryota; Oomycota; Peronosporomycetes; Peronosporales; Peronosporaceae
Exons: 1
Coding region: 162-1196 (344 amino acids)
Molecular function (GO): protein binding
Source: RefSeq, a predicted model, not a curated record